Messenger RNA from Mesocestoides corti, 1653 nucleotides. Lineage: Eukaryota; Metazoa; Platyhelminthes; Cestoda; Cyclophyllidea; Mesocestoididae. The record is from the annotation of a GenBank genome assembly.
AUGAUAUUUACUGUACAGCUAGAUAUCUAUUUCAAUGAUUCAUUCGAGUCAGAUGACAAUGUCGAGGAACCUGAGGAACGGAGUAUUAACAAUCCAACUGAACCUCCAAAAGAACACAGCGCUAAACAGCGCUCCCAUCGUCAUGAUCGAAAAUCCUCCAACAAUCAGCAUAGGCCUACGAGACCAUCUGGGGUGCAGCAAAGACGCACUAGACAGUCUCGCAAGUCAGCCCCUAAAUUAAAACUAGGAAACCCGAGCGAAUUUGGCCUCGAAGCAUGGGAAAUCAGCCAGAACCUAAUCGCCCAACUUCGGAGUGAGAAUGAUCAAUUAAAGAGGGAGCUAAAGAAUUGUAGGGUGGAGCUUAAGACGGUGGAACGUCAGUGCAAAGUGCAGAGUGCUAGACUCACCAAGGUAGUUGGACGCGAGGCGGACAUGCCAGGUGUCAUUGACCGUCUGACGGCAGAAGUGCGCUCGCUGCAAAUUCAGUUACGUCGAAAACAUGAGCAGGCCGAAACUGCAGAGAAGAAAGCGUCCGAAAUGGAACACCGACUGCUGCCUCUCCUAGACAGGAGAGAACAUAAGACGACGGGAUCUUCUGUUAGUGGUGACCAGCAGAUGUCGGGAGCAGCUAGUGACGAGGCCGGUAAACACACACAAGCGUUGGAAUCUCUUCAAGCUAUUCUUGAAGAAGAACGGCAGAGCCACAGGGAAAAAACCAAAUUGCUGGAGUUGCAGAACAUCUACAGCCAACGCCUACCAAAAUCUGCACUGACACAUAGUUCAGUGCCGCCAACCGAAGGCAUCAACUCCUACAAUUCUGACCUUGGUAUCCAUCUAGACCGGAACGGGGUUGAAUCCAGAAUGCCCCUGGCUCAAUUCUCGGCUCAUGUCGCACCAGAACGCUGCCCUUGUGCCGAACGUUGCUCCGAAAACCACGCUGAAGGGGCUCUUAGACGGUCUUACAAAGACCGCCGCACAGACAUGACUUACUCUGAGGAAUUGGAGGGCCGUUGUGGUAGAGAGAAGCAUCGCCAACCACGCUAUGGCAGUAAUACAAUCUCCAACAUGGUGGCCAAAAUUAAAGACAGCAAAAGAAGCGGCCUAAGUAGUCUCUUCAGCCGGUCCUGUGCAGCCAUUUCCACCAAUACAUGGGGUGUUAGUGCAAAAAACAAGGAGUCACCACUGAAUCACAGCAGAAAAAAGAAACCAAUGGAAGUGGCUAAAUCGACAGACCCCAUGACGAGCGGUAGAACCCGUGACAGCGCACACAAGCGGCAGAUUAUCCUGUCAAAAAAUGCUGAAAUCGCUGCUUCCUUGGGUCAGCCAAUCCCAAUCCCAGCAAGGAGACAGUGCUUGGCCAAAAUCUCCGGCGGCGCUGCGAAGCAAGGCGCCAGUUCUCCCGAAAGUGAUCGCGAUGUAAGCAAAAUGGGACCUGCAGACAGUGACGACGAAAGGCUCUCAGACCUACAGGACUGCUUCAAUGUACGCUCUCUUGCUUACUUCAUUCAGACACCGGAGGUUGUGGUUGACAACAUCAGUUUGCAGUUAAAUGACAUCUUUGGGCUCUCCAACAUGAAAAAAGCAGACUACGAGAGCUUCUUCAGCCUUGUCGUCUUCUCCGCAUUACACCCAACCCAGGGUCUAAGCACUUAA